UAGGUUUCAAUUCAAACUGUCACUUUUGAAGCAGAAAAUGUUGCCUGCAGAAGACGAUUCGGAUGGUCAAAGGUCCCCUACCCCUGCAUCAACCGAGGUCGUAAUUCCUCCCCCCGACAUCAAAAGAGCGGUGGACGGUGCCGCGAGGUUUGUCGCAUCAAUCAGGCCUAAGUAUGAGAAAGCAAUCAUUGCUGAGAAUGCUGCACUGCCCAAAUAUAGUUUUCUGAACGUUGCAGAUCCGUAUCAUGCCUAUUACCGGCAACAGGUGUCCGAGCUUCGUGCUCAAUAUGGGCCCAAAGGGCGGUCGAGAGAAAGUGUGAGUGGUCACGAGGCCAUCGUUAGUGAACGGUUGAGGGAGCUGGAGAAGAGGUUUGAAGAAAGGCUCGAGGAGGAGCCUGAUACCACGAUUGCGUCACCGCUUACUGGUGAAUUGAUUCCGGUCCACAAGUUGUCUCAACAUAUGGAAGACCCCGAGUAUAAACAGCAAAAGGAGAGACUGUUUGCCAAGAUUAGCGAGACUACGCAUGCCCAAGAUGACGAGAUCUUCGCAAGUAUUGUUCGCCUUGCUCGGAUAUGUCCUGAUAUUUUUGGGACCAAAGAGGAAGAGUUUGUAAAUUCAGUCAAUGAAGAGAUUCGAUGCACUCUGCUGAAUUGGGAAUUCGAUGUGGUUCCAUACUCGCCUCCGCCUAACAUGAUGGAUGCUGCUAAUCUGCCACAGCAUGGCGUGCCUGAAGAACCUGAACCAAAGAGGCAGCGGCUUCUCCGCGAGGGUCCGUCCUUGGCUCAACGUCCGGGACCCGAUGGCAAAGGGCAAACAUUUGGAGAGUGGUGGGCUGAGAGUGUUAGAAAGAGAGAACUGAGGCUGGAAAGGUUGAGGUGCCUGAUGCAAUUAGACACAAGCUGAAACCGAGUGGGAAGUGCUGUCUCUGUUGUGCUGACCACCGCAACAUUGCAUUGCAUUGCAUUGGAUUGUCAAGUAAGGAGUGCUGCUUAUACAUACUAACUAGCCUAGUUUACACUUUCUUUUUUUGUGCUUUUUCAGGUUGUAUGUAUACUUGAAAGCCUUAAACAUUUGAUCGGCUUUUAGAUCUUUUAAGUUUCAACAUAACCGGACUUGUUCUAUA
This is a messenger RNA of Helianthus annuus (common sunflower), 1124 nucleotides long. RefSeq names its product probable splicing factor 3A subunit 1. The record is from RefSeq and is a predicted model, not a curated record. Gene Ontology annotation, cellular component: U2-type prespliceosome; catalytic step 2 spliceosome; U2 snRNP. Gene Ontology annotation, biological process: regulation of alternative mRNA splicing, via spliceosome; mRNA cis splicing, via spliceosome. NCBI's taxonomy places the organism in Eukaryota, Viridiplantae, Streptophyta, Magnoliopsida, Asterales, Asteraceae. Gene Ontology annotation, molecular function: RNA binding. The transcript is spliced from 3 exons. Bases 38 to 904 code for a protein of 288 amino acids.